Funneliformis caledonium is the source of this 981-nucleotide messenger RNA. The record is from the annotation of a GenBank genome assembly. Lineage: Eukaryota; Fungi; Glomeromycota; Glomeromycetes; Glomerales; Glomeraceae.
AUGAAACAUUAUCUAACUCCGCAUAUCCUAUCAGUUCAACAUCAACAAAUUCUCAGGUUUUCUUUAUACUGUACUAAAAUUGUUUUGAAAGAAGCAAUUGAUAUUGCAAAGAAUAACGAUCAGCACAACUAUGGUGAUAGAUUCCUCGAAGAUCAAUUAGAUAGGCCGCAAAUAUCCAUUUUUUUCCUAUUGGAAAGAAUCCAGUUAUUUGAUAUCAUAGAAAUUUGGAAACUUACCAGUCUUACCAAAUUAUAUAAGCAUUAUGUUAUUUUACUGAUAGAUGGUGGUCAUUUAUAUAUAUGUUUGGCUAUAAUUAAUUACAGACUUGUAUGUUCGCAUAUUUUCCAUUUGAUGAUGAAUUCUAAGGUCACAAAAUUUAACAUACAUCUUAUUGCAAAGCGAUGGUAUCUAGAAAAUAUUCAAGAUAGAGAUGAUCAAAAUAAUUUGCAAUAUGAAUGUAUGGAAAUAAAAACACAAUUCCAAGAAGAUAGUAAUGAUAAUCACGAAUUAUUAGUAGCCGAUUUACAUAUUCUUAAUCAGCUUAGAGCACCAGAUACAUUCACAGCUGAUGUUAAACAACGCGUACAAAGAAAAGAAAAAUAUGUAUAUGGGUUUGAAAAGAUAAAAAAAACUCUUAAUUUAGCGCUGGAUUUAGGUUGUGAAACCGAAUUUAUUGAUAUGAUUAAUGGAUUCAUCAAUCGUAAGAAAAAUGAUAUUGAUGAUACGAAUGAUGAAAAUAAAGAAAAUUUGAGCAUGUUUGAUCCUUUGGUUCAAAAAUGGCGUGGACGUCCACCACAUAAAUGUAUCAAAUUGGCAUUAGAAAAUGUACACCAUAGCACUAAAAUUAGUGCUCUUAAUCCACCUGAUCCUAAUUUACAAUCUUCAUUAAGAAUCCCUUUACACACCUAUGAUGUUAGCAAUCAUGGACAAGAUAAUGAUCAUAUGGUACUUGAUAAUAUAGGCAAAAAUACAAGCAAAUGA